CAUUUGUGGCGAUUGUCAGUUCGGUGUUCAGCCUGGUAUAUGCGUUUCAUUUUAAAAAGUGGGGAAAUUCAGUCAACGAAAUCAUACCAUGGCAGGGUUACCCGAUGCUGAAGACCUGAUUAAUGAUUCUGUUGCCUCAGUUGUGGAAGGAUGUCAGCUGCCUGUGCACAUGCUGAAAACCGACGAGUGGCCAUUGGCCGAGAUUGUCAGCACAAAGGAUGAGGAUGGCCGACAGAGGUUCUACGUCCACUACAUUGACUACAACAAGCGGCUGGAUGAGUGGGUGACAGAGGAGCGGCUGGAUCUGCGGCGCAUCCAGUUCCCCCGGAAGGACAGAGAUGCGCCCACCACCACCACCCAGGGUACAACGACUGGGCUGAACACACCCAAGAAGAAGGAGCCGUCCAGCACGCUGCCGUCGCGGUCCGGCUCACCGGUCCAGUCACCCGAGCCGCACCACAUGGCCGGCACGCCCAACGUCCUGUCGGCCGCCCUGCUCAGAAAGAAGGCGCAGAAGCGCAAGCUGCCCUCCUCCGAGGAGGGCCAGCCGCCGGCCAAGCUGGAGCGGCGGGACGGGCCGGGUGCGCCGGAGCCGGCGUCCGAGCCGGUCGACCCGGGUUCGGCCGUGCCACGCACCGGCAGCAUGGCCGUGCACCAGGACGACGUGGUGACGCGCGUCAAAAACGUCCAGAUGAUCGAGCUCGGUCGCCACCGCAUCAAGCCCUGGUACUUCGCACCUUACCCUCAGGAAAUGACCAAGAUGGGGUGCAUAUACCUUUGCGAGUCUGUCUGGCAUACAGGAAAAAGCUCGAAGUGCCUGGAGAGACACAUCAAGCCGGGCCAGUUCGAGCUUGCUAAAAAGCAGUAUUUCAAGUUCAUGUUCGUGCGCCACCCGCUGGAGCGUCUGAUUUCGGCCUACGAGGACAAGGUGGUGCGCGCCAACCACCCCAGCCUGUUGGCGCUCAGAAGGUCCAUACUGGCCACCCACGAGGACCUCUACAUACGCCAGCGUGUCUACGAGCUGCUCAGGGCCGGCACCGGGAACGACACGGCCCUGCUGGCAGACUACGACGCCCAGCUGGCCGAGUACCGGGGCCAGGUGGAGCAGAGACAUGGUGUGCCCACAUUCGCCGAGUUCCUCGACUUCGUGCUGGCCAGUGAGCCCACCGGAGACACUUUCGACAGUCACUGGACGCCCUACUGGCGACAGUGCGCGCCCUGCCACAUGGACUAUGACGUCAUCGGAAUGCUGGAAACCGGCGCUGAUGACUUCAAGUACAUGUGGCACCGAAUGAAGAUCUACUCGUCGGUGAGGAUUCCGCGGCAGAACGCGCUCCAGCGCAACAGCACGGCGCUGGAGGAGCACGCCAGGCGCUACCUGGCGCCCGUGCACCCGGCCACCGUGGCGCGCCUCGGCCACCGAUUUCGGCUCGACUUCGAGUUGUUCGGCUACGACUGGGAGCAGAUGCUGCGCCUGUCGGGCCACUGCGCGGCCACCGGGCGCUGCGUGCUCGCUUAGCGUCAGCGGCCGCGGUAGCCGGGCACGCGUCUGCCCGCGUAUGCGUGCCGUGCUGUGGCCCCGCGUGGCGCGAGGUGUGGGCCGUGCUGUGGCCGCGCGUGGCGCGAGGCGUGGGCCGUGCUGGGGCCCCGCGUGGCGUGAGGUGUGGGCCGUGGUGGGACUCCGCGUGGCAUGAGGUGUGGGCCGUGUGCGGGUGGAGGCGGGGCUCACGUGGUGCUCAGCUGUCUGUCGUGCGCGUCGGGGCGCCAUCCUUCGAACUGUGAUAGUUUGCUAAUGAACUGCAGCCAUAGUGUGAAUACAGAACAUAUG
Molecule: messenger RNA, 1828 nt
Organism: Pollicipes pollicipes
Lineage: Eukaryota; Metazoa; Arthropoda; Thecostraca; Pollicipedomorpha; Pollicipedidae
Product: histone acetyltransferase Tip60
Exons: 11
Coding region: 89-1519 (476 amino acids)
Biological process (GO): regulation of DNA-templated transcription; carbohydrate biosynthetic process
Cellular component (GO): membrane
Molecular function (GO): histone acetyltransferase activity; sulfotransferase activity
Source: RefSeq, a predicted model, not a curated record